AUGGGUUCUGUUGAUAAAACUUUAUUUCUCCUCAAGCAAGGCACUGACACUCUUUUGGUUCAGAUAUACGUGGAUGAUAUCAUUUUCGGUGGCUCUUCUCAUGCACUUGUUGGCAAGUUUGCAGAAACUAUGAGCAGGGAAUUUGAGAUGAGCAUGAUGGGCGAGUUGACGUUCUUUCUUGGUUUGCAAAUCAAGCAAACUAGAGAAGGGACGUUUGUGCACCAAGGCAAGUACACCAAGGACGUACUCAAGAAAUUUGAUAUGGGCGAGGCCAAGCCUCUCUCGACGCCCAUGUCGAUCACGACGGCCCUAGAUGCAGAUGAAGAAGGAGAAGCUGUGGACCAGAAGGAGUACCGUAGCAUGAUCGGGUCACUGCUGUACCUGACGGCGAUAAGACCGGACAUCAAGUUCGCGGUCUGUCUGUGUGCACGCUUUCAGUCUUCGCCGCGCACAUCUCAUCGUCAAGCCGUCAAGCGGAUCUUGAGGUUGGAGAGCAACUCUUCCAUCUGA
Molecule: messenger RNA, 510 nt
Organism: Sorghum bicolor (sorghum)
Lineage: Eukaryota; Viridiplantae; Streptophyta; Magnoliopsida; Poales; Poaceae
Exons: 2
Coding region: 1-510 (169 amino acids)
Source: RefSeq, a predicted model, not a curated record